UUAGAAUCACACAUAUAUUUCCAGAUUUGACGGUUCCUGGAGAGUGAGUGAGUGAGCUGGGUUUUACGGCGAAUCUGUUCUUGAAGAAGCAGAAACAGGAAAAAUAAUAGAGAUGGCUACAUACGAUCCUAAAGGUAAGAAAACGAAGGAUUCUGAAGAAGGGGAAGAAGAUGAUCUGUUGGACGUGAUGCCUGGCAGAAGUCCGAAAAGAGAAUACGGUUUCAACGCCAGAAGUAGCAUGAUUCACAAGUUAAUUGAUGUUGGCUUGUUAGCGGCCAACUUUGGACAACUCAAAGUCGUCGUUUCUUCUGAUGCAAACCAGUUUUAUCACACGAAUUUGGUUUUAAUUGCUCUGUCAAUAUGUCUACAAUUGUGCUUUUUAGCUUGUAUGAUAGUCAUUUGGUACUAUGAAUACAAAUUUGCUGAAUUCAUGAAAGAAAGAGACGAAAUGUUAGAGUCACAAAAACAACAGAGCGAAACAAACAAUCAAGCUACGACCUCCGCUGCAAAGAAGUUGGAAGCUAUGCAAGGAAAAAUACAAGACAAAGAGAAACGGUUGUUAUUUUGGAAUAUUACAGGAUUUGUCUUAAUGGCUGUUAUUGUUGUUCUAAAUGUUUGCCUCAGUGUUUUCUUUGGAGGAAGUAAUGUCGACAGCUCCACGGAGAAUAUCGGCAAAACACGGUAUAUUGGAGUAAUUAACGGAACCCUUCAAGUAAUUGAAUGACAUUUUAUAUUGCCUUUUUGGUGAUAGAGAUUUGUAUCUAUUAGUUGCGUGUAUUUAUUGAAUUUUUAUAUGCGUAAAUAAUCACUUUGGCAUUAAAUGUAUUUAUUUCAAAUGAUACUUGCUGUGCAUAUAGAGGAUAUAAGGAUCAUAUAUGACUGCCUGUGAGGAAUGGAAAACCGAACAUUAGCGAGGUUUUUAUCCACGCUUUCUCGAGAGUUGGGAAAACACCUGCCUUUCUCAGGCAACAAUGUUAGAUCAAUUUUCUUGCCCACCGUGAUAUUACUGCAAUAUUUUCAAAGACUAUUAAUUAAAAAUCGCUCAUACCCUAUCACGUCAUGAUAUAUAGGGUAAAGAUUAUAAGAUUCUUUCACUGGUUGUAAGUGCAGGUGGGAAUAUCCGGCUGGAGGGUAACUGUGUAGGAGGUAACAAAGUUUCAAAGUUUAUGGGCAUCUGACAUGACAUAACAUAUCAUACAACAACAUGGCAUAUGAAAAAAGAUGUCAUUAUUGUGAACAAUGUAGGCCUACGAGGCCCUGCCAGGUUAACGCGUAAACAUGUACCCGGCAGCCGGAUAUUCCCAUCAGCACCUACAGCCGGUGAUGUCUUUUUCUUGCAUGCCAUAUUCAUGAUAGAUCUACAAUAGUAAUGAAAAAAUCAAACGAAUGACUUUCUUUAAAGUAAACAGGAAAGACGGCAUCAUGACGUUUCAAAGACAAAUAAGAUGUUUAGUUCCGGUUUUGUUUUAUUAUUCGCAGCGUAAUGUUAUGUAUUUUUCAUAAAAUAACGUUUUUAUUUACUUGAGAAAUAUACUUAGGCGAACAAAGAGGAACUAUCGAGGUGUUUUAAUUUUAUCUCGUUUUAUCAGGAAUAAUGUAUAUAUUAUAUCUAUUUAUGUCCCUGAUUUUAUGUAAUAAAAUAUAAAUGUUUGCAUAAAUCUUCUAGAUGUAGA
Mercenaria mercenaria is the source of this 1673-nucleotide messenger RNA. RefSeq lists its product as uncharacterized. The transcript has 3 exons. NCBI's taxonomy places the organism in Eukaryota, Metazoa, Mollusca, Bivalvia, Venerida, Veneridae. Gene Ontology annotation, biological process: tissue regeneration; cell adhesion. The coding region runs from base 113 to 724 and encodes 203 amino acids. Gene Ontology annotation, cellular component: membrane. The record is from RefSeq and is a predicted model, not a curated record.